This is a messenger RNA of Homo sapiens (human), 10555 nucleotides long. It is a transcript of the gene MTR, whose product is annotated as 5-methyltetrahydrofolate-homocysteine methyltransferase. Gene Ontology annotation, molecular function: methionine synthase activity; zinc ion binding; metal ion binding. NCBI's taxonomy places the organism in Eukaryota, Metazoa, Chordata, Mammalia, Primates, Hominidae. Gene Ontology annotation, biological process: cellular response to nitric oxide; pteridine-containing compound metabolic process; response to axon injury. The record is from RefSeq and is a predicted model, not a curated record. Bases 424 to 4218 code for a protein of 1264 amino acids. Gene Ontology annotation, cellular component: cytoplasm. The transcript has 33 exons.
AGAUUGAGCGCAGAACUAACCGCGCUCUGAAAGGUUCUAAAUGUCUGCGGGGCUCAGAGCCGGAUGUCACGUCGUCCUCCUCUGCCGGUUUUCUCUUGGGUCCUUUUCCGUGCCGUCCCGCGACUCCGCCUCUGGCCGCGCGUGUCUGGCUGCUAGGCCGACACCAAGGACUGGCCGGGUACCCGGGAAGAAAGCACGUGCUCCAGCAGUUGCCGCGCCCAGCCCCGAGAGAGGCCCUAGGGCGCUGCGGGCUUUCGGGGUCCGCAGUCCCCCCGCGACGCGAGCCAACGGGAGGCGUCAAAAGACCCGGGCCUUGUGUGGCAGGCUCGCCUGGCGCUGGCUGGCGUGGCCCUUGGCCGUCGUCACCUGUGGAGAGCACGUCUUCUCUGCCGCGCCCUCUGCGCAAGGAGGAGACUCGACAACAUGUCACCCGCGCUCCAAGACCUGUCGCAACCCGGUCUGAAGAAAACCCUGCGGGAUGAGAUCAAUGCCAUUCUGCAGAAGAGGAUUAUGGUGCUGGAUGGAGGGAUGGGGACCAUGAUCCAGCGGGAGAAGCUAAACGAAGAACACUUCCGAGGUCAGGAAUUUAAAGAUCAUGCCAGGCCGCUGAAAGGCAACAAUGACAUUUUAAGUAUAACUCAGCCUGAUGUCAUUUACCAAAUCCAUAAGGAAUACUUGCUGGCUGGGGCAGAUAUCAUUGAAACAAAUACUUUUAGCAGCACUAGUAUUGCCCAAGCUGACUAUGGCCUUGAACACUUGGCCUACCGGAUGAACAUGUGCUCUGCAGGAGUGGCCAGAAAAGCUGCCGAGGAGGUAACUCUCCAGACAGGAAUUAAGAGGUUUGUGGCAGGGGCUCUGGGUCCGACUAAUAAGACACUCUCUGUGUCCCCAUCUGUGGAAAGGCCGGAUUAUAGGAACAUCACAUUUGAUGAGCUUGUUGAAGCAUACCAAGAGCAGGCCAAAGGACUUCUGGAUGGCGGGGUUGAUAUCUUACUCAUUGAAACUAUUUUUGAUACUGCCAAUGCCAAGGCAGCCUUGUUUGCACUCCAAAAUCUUUUUGAGGAGAAAUAUGCUCCCCGGCCUAUCUUUAUUUCAGGGACGAUCGUUGAUAAAAGUGGGCGGACUCUUUCCGGACAGACAGGAGAGGGAUUUGUCAUCAGCGUGUCUCAUGGAGAACCACUCUGCAUUGGAUUAAAUUGUGCUUUGGGUGCAGCUGAAAUGAGACCUUUUAUUGAAAUAAUUGGAAAAUGUACAACAGCCUAUGUCCUCUGUUAUCCCAAUGCAGGUCUUCCCAACACCUUUGGUGACUAUGAUGAAACGCCUUCUAUGAUGGCCAAGCACCUAAAGGAUUUUGCUAUGGAUGGCUUGGUCAAUAUAGUUGGAGGAUGCUGUGGGUCAACACCAGAUCAUAUCAGGGAAAUUGCUGAAGCUGUGAAAAAUUGUAAGCCUAGAGUUCCACCUGCCACUGCUUUUGAAGGACAUAUGUUACUGUCUGGUCUAGAGCCCUUCAGGAUUGGACCGUACACCAACUUUGUUAACAUUGGAGAGCGCUGUAAUGUUGCAGGAUCAAGGAAGUUUGCUAAACUCAUCAUGGCAGGAAACUAUGAAGAAGCCUUGUGUGUUGCCAAAGUGCAGGUGGAAAUGGGAGCCCAGGUGUUGGAUGUCAACAUGGAUGAUGGCAUGCUAGAUGGUCCAAGUGCAAUGACCAGAUUUUGCAACUUAAUUGCUUCCGAGCCAGACAUCGCAAAGGUACCUUUGUGCAUCGACUCCUCCAAUUUUGCUGUGAUUGAAGCUGGGUUAAAGUGCUGCCAAGGGAAGUGCAUUGUCAAUAGCAUUAGUCUGAAGGAAGGAGAGGACGACUUCUUGGAGAAGGCCAGGAAGAUUAAAAAGUAUGGAGCUGCUAUGGUGGUCAUGGCUUUUGAUGAAGAAGGACAGGCAACAGAAACAGACACAAAAAUCAGAGUGUGCACCCGGGCCUACCAUCUGCUUGUGAAAAAACUGGGCUUUAAUCCAAAUGACAUUAUUUUUGACCCUAAUAUCCUAACCAUUGGGACUGGAAUGGAGGAACACAACUUGUAUGCCAUUAAUUUUAUCCAUGCAACAAAAGUCAUUAAAGAAACAUUACCUGGAGCCAGAAUAAGUGGAGGUCUUUCCAACUUGUCCUUCUCCUUCCGAGGAAUGGAAGCCAUUCGAGAAGCAAUGCAUGGGGUUUUCCUUUACCAUGCAAUCAAGUCUGGCAUGGACAUGGGGAUAGUGAAUGCUGGAAACCUCCCUGUGUAUGAUGAUAUCCAUAAGGAACUUCUGCAGCUCUGUGAAGAUCUCAUCUGGAAUAAAGACCCUGAGGCCACUGAGAAGCUCUUACGUUAUGCCCAGACUCAAGGCACAGGAGGGAAGAAAGUCAUUCAGACUGAUGAGUGGAGAAAUGGCCCUGUCGAAGAACGCCUUGAGUAUGCCCUUGUGAAGGGCAUUGAAAAACAUAUUAUUGAGGAUACUGAGGAAGCCAGGUUAAACCAAAAAAAAUAUCCCCGACCUCUCAAUAUAAUUGAAGGACCCCUGAUGAAUGGAAUGAAAAUUGUUGGUGAUCUUUUUGGAGCUGGAAAAAUGUUUCUACCUCAGGUUAUAAAGUCAGCCCGGGUUAUGAAGAAGGCUGUUGGCCACCUUAUCCCUUUCAUGGAAAAAGAAAGAGAAGAAACCAGAGUGCUUAACGGCACAGUAGAAGAAGAGGACCCUUACCAGGGCACCAUCGUGCUGGCCACUGUUAAAGGCGACGUGCACGACAUAGGCAAGAACAUAGUUGGAGUAGUCCUUGGCUGCAAUAAUUUCCGAGUUAUUGAUUUAGGAGUCAUGACUCCAUGUGAUAAGAUACUGAAAGCUGCUCUUGACCACAAAGCAGAUAUAAUUGGCCUGUCAGGACUCAUCACUCCUUCCCUGGAUGAAAUGAUUUUUGUUGCCAAGGAAAUGGAGAGAUUAGCUAUAAGGAUUCCAUUGUUGAUUGGAGGAGCAACCACUUCAAAAACCCACACAGCAGUUAAAAUAGCUCCGAGAUACAGUGCACCUGUAAUCCAUGUCCUGGACGCGUCCAAGAGUGUGGUGGUGUGUUCCCAGCUGUUAGAUGAAAAUCUAAAGGAUGAAUACUUUGAGGAAAUCAUGGAAGAAUAUGAAGAUAUUAGACAGGACCAUUAUGAGUCUCUCAAGGAGAGGAGAUACUUACCCUUAAGUCAAGCCAGAAAAAGUGGUUUCCAAAUGGAUUGGCUGUCUGAACCUCACCCAGUGAAGCCCACGUUUAUUGGGACCCAGGUCUUUGAAGACUAUGACCUGCAGAAGCUGGUGGACUACAUUGACUGGAAGCCUUUCUUUGAUGUCUGGCAGCUCCGGGGCAAGUACCCGAAUCGAGGCUUUCCCAAGAUAUUUAACGACAAAACAGUAGGUGGAGAGGCCAGGAAGGUCUACGAUGAUGCCCACAAUAUGCUGAACACACUGAUUAGUCAAAAGAAACUCCGGGCCCGGGGUGUGGUUGGGUUCUGGCCAGCACAGAGUAUCCAAGACGACAUUCACCUGUACGCAGAGGCUGCUGUGCCCCAGGCUGCAGAGCCCAUAGCCACCUUCUAUGGGUUAAGGCAACAGGCUGAGAAGGACUCUGCCAGCACGGAGCCAUACUACUGCCUCUCAGACUUCAUCGCUCCCUUGCAUUCUGGCAUCCGUGACUACCUGGGCCUGUUUGCCGUUGCCUGCUUUGGGGUAGAAGAGCUGAGCAAGGCCUAUGAGGAUGAUGGUGACGACUACAGCAGCAUCAUGGUCAAGGCGCUGGGGGACCGGCUGGCAGAGGCCUUUGCAGAAGAGCUCCAUGAAAGAGUUCGCCGAGAACUGUGGGCCUACUGUGGCAGUGAGCAGCUGGACGUCGCAGACCUGCGCAGGCUGCGGUACAAGGGCAUCCGCCCGGCUCCUGGCUACCCCAGCCAGCCCGACCACACCGAGAAGCUCACCAUGUGGAGACUCGCAGACAUCGAGCAGUCUACAGGCAUUAGGUUAACAGAAUCAUUAGCAAUGGCACCUGCUUCAGCAGUCUCAGGCCUCUACUUCUCCAAUUUGAAGUCCAAAUAUUUUGCUGUGGGGAAGAUUUCCAAGGAUCAGGUUGAGGAUUAUGCAUUGAGGAAGAACAUAUCUGUGGCUGAGGUUGAGAAAUGGCUUGGACCCAUUUUGGGAUAUGAUACAGACUAACUUUUUUUUUUUUUUUGCCUUUUUUAUUCUUGAUGAUCCUCAAGGAAAUACAACCUAGGGUGCCUUAAAAAUAACAACAACAAAAAACCUGUGUGCAUCUGGCUGACACUUACCUGCUUCUGGUUUUCGAAGACUAUUUAGUGGAACCUUGUAGAGGAGCAGGGUCUUCCUGCAGUGCCUGGAAAACAGGCGCUGUUUUUUUGGGACCUUGCGUGAAGAGCAGUGAGCAGGGUUCCUGUGGUUUCCCUGGUCCCUCUGAGAUGGGGACAGACUGAAGACAGAGGUCGUUUGAUUUCAAAGCAAGUCAACCUGCUUUUUUCUGUUUUUACAGUGGAAUCUAGGAGGCCACUUAGUCGUCUUUUUUUCCUCUUAGAAGAAAAGCCUGAAACUGAGUUGAAUAGAGAAGUGUGACCCUGUGACAAAAUGAUACUGUGAGAAAUGGGGCAUUUUAAUCUAAGUGGUUAUAACAGUGGAUUCUGACGGGGAAGGUGUAGCUCUGUUCUCUUCGGAAGACCUCGUUUUCUAAAGGCUGGACUAAAUGGCUGCAGAACUCCCUUUGGCAAAAGGCAUGCGCUCACUGCUUGCUUGUCAGAAACACUGAAGCCAUUUGCCCCAGUGUGGUCAAGCAGCCAUGCUUUCUGGGCAUUUUCGUCCUCCCAUAAUUUCAUAUUUCCGUACCCCUGAGGAAACAAAAAGGAAAUGAGGAGAGAAAGUUACUGUUAAGGGUGGUUAACAUUUUUUUUGUUUUGUUUUGUUUUGGUUUUUUUUUUUUUGAGACAGAGUCUGGCUCUGUCGCCCAGGCUGGAGUGCAGGGGCGCAAUCUCGGCUCAUAGCAAGCUCCGCCUCCUGGGUUCAUGCCAUUCUCCUGCCUCAGCCUCCAGAGUAGCUGGGACUACAGGUGCCCGCCACCACACCCGGCUAAUUUUUUGUGUUUUUACAAAAUACAAAAAAGUAGAGACAGGAUUUCACUGUGUUAGCCAGGAUGGUCUUGAUCUCCCGACCUCGUGAUCUGCCCACCUCAGCCUCCCAAAAUGCUGGGAUUACAGGCGUGAGCCACCGAGCCUGGCCGGUUAACAUCUUUUAAUUGUUUCCAGGAUUGAGCAGGUUCUCAGCUGGGCUCUGAUAUCCCGUGCGGAGUUGGACAAGUGGGCAGCAUAAAGUCACUCAUUUCUUACCAUUUUAUUCCCCUCAAUUCUCAAUAUAUUCAGUAAUGAAGAAUGGUGCCACCACUCAAGCAACAAGCCUCAAACUCAACCAUGUCAUCUUUUUCUUGGAUGAUUGCAGUUAUUUCAAAAAUUUGCAUGCAAAAUAUACACUCAUCCUACUUCAAGAUGGUGGUGGCAAUAGUCAGGAGAAGGUAACAUUGGAGUCCUGGUUUGAUUCGAAGGAUGAAGACGAAGAAGCAAGGGAGGAACAAAUGAAGAACCAUCUUUGUUCAUGAAUAGGAAUAUUCAAGAUUAUAAAGGUAUCAGGUCUCCUAAAAUUGAUCUAUGGAUUUAAUACCAUUUUCAAUGGAAAUUCCAACAGAUUUUAUUGAAUGAAACAAGCAGGUGUUUAUAUGGAGUAGCAAAGGACUUAAAAUUACCAAAUGCUUCUAAAUAUGAAGGAGAGGUUGGGGACACGCACCCUAUGUGAUACCAAGUUUUAUUGUCAAGACAGUGUCAUGGUGCAGAGGUAGGCAUUCUGAGCAGGGGAACAAAAUAAGGGCCUAGAAACUCACCCGUGCAUAUGUUGACCUUUGCAAAAUGACCUGGUGACAUGGCAAGUCAGUGGGGACAGGAAGGACCACUCCCUAAGUAAUCCCAGAACAAUGGCUAUUCAUGUGGGAAAAAAAGAAAUUUUACUUUCUCUCACCUUACCUGGUGAUAAGUUCCAAAUAUGUUAAGGGCUUUAAUACAAAAAGCAAAAAUUGUCAGUGUUUGGAUGAAAAAAGCCUUAGGGCAGGAAAGAAUCUCUUGAGACAUAAAGUAGUAAUCAUAAAGGACAAGAUGGUUAAGUCAAUUCUGUUAAAACUCAAGGCUUAUAUUAAGCAAACACUUGAAGUGAGAAGAUGAUCCACAACUUGAGAAGACAUUUAUAAUACAAAUAACUGAUGAAGGAUUCAUAAUCACAAAUAUAGAGAAUUCCUAUUUAAAAAAAUAGAAAAAUAGUGAAGACUACACAAGAGGAAAUAGGGCUUUUAAAUAAAUAGAUGUUCUGUAGCAUUGGUCAGGGAAAUAUGAAUUAGGACCACAAUGAGAUUCCAUUUUAUAUCCAUAAGAUUUGCAAAGGUUGGGUCUGACAGUACCAGUUGUUAGAUCUGUAGGGACUUGUACAACAUUGUGGAUGUGUAAACAGGCACCACUGCUUUAAAAAACAAUUAUCCCUUACAGACUUGAACAUUUGCAGACGUUAUGAUCUUGCUUCCAACUCCCACCUGUAUGUCCAGCAAACUCUUGCAUGUGGCCACUAGGAGGAAUGUGUAAGAAUGUUCAUAGUUACAUAUUUAUAAUAGUUAAUAACUGGAAAAAGUGAAAUGUAUGUCUGUCUACAGGAAAAUAGGUGAAUAAUUAGAUAUAUAUAUUCAUUCUACGGGAUAUUAUUCAGUAGUGGAAAUGAGUGAACUACAGCUAUACCUCACAAUAAGAAUGAAUCUCAGAAAAUAUUAAGGAAAAAAGCAAGUUUGAAGAGACCACAUGGGGCGUACUAUUUUUAUUGAGCCCAAAAACAAGCAAAACCAAAGAAUAUGUAGUCUAAGCAUACGUAUACAAUAAAACUAUGCUAUUAAAAAAAAAGAAGGUAACUGAUAAACCAAAAUUGAGCAUAGUAAUUACCCACAGAAGGAGGAAGUGGAAGGGACAGGAGCACAUAGGUAGAUGCCAAGUUAUGCAGCUGUUCUGGUUCCUCCUGGUAGGCUUACAAGUGUUUACUAUAUGCUAUUAAUACAUUAUACUUUAUAACUAAUAGAUAACAGUUUUUUACAUAUUAAAUAUGUUCUACUUAAAUAUAUUAUAAAAAAUAAAGGCAAAGUGGAAUGAUAACCUAAAAUCUGGUAUGGUGAUUUUGUAGGUAAUGUUUGUAUAUGUCAAAUACAGUUUUUAAGGAAAGGAAGAACAUCUUAGGGUAAACAGCAGCUAGAAAGGUGAGGGGCAGGAGAGUGGUGCAUCCUUGCUGCUGCCAGCAGUGCCCAGAUACCAGGCUUUGGGGAAUGAGUGGAUGGCUGGACCAUUUGCUAAGACAGAGGCCAGGGGAUGGGAGAAAUGAUGAGUUUUGGAAAGAUUCGAUGUGACUAGACUGAAUAUAGGCAGUUGGAUACUAGACUUUGGAAUUUAAAAAGAAUGUCUGGAGUUAGAAUUGAGAGACUUGAACGUGGAGAUGGAGGUCAGGCUGCAGUGCGAUGGGAUCAUCUAUGGAGCAUAUGAGGAGAAGAGAAUCUGGAGGAGGAGGAGGGGGAGCCAGCAGGGGAGCAGCUGUGGGUUGGAGGAAGCCAGGAGGGAGAGUGCAAUGCCGAGAAAGCAAUGAAGAGCGUUUCGAAGCAUGCCAGCAGAACCCAAUGCUGCAAAGAGGCCUGGGAAUGGGAUUGCUGAGGGCCCUUCUCACAGUGAGCCCCUCAAGAGCAGCGUCAGGGGAUUGUGGGGACUGUUGGCACACAGCUGGCUUUGCUAGGUUGAAGACAAUGGGAGGUGUGGAAGACUUGUUGACUCAUUUAAAGAAGAUUGGAGGGAAAGGUAGGAUUGAGAGUGUUUCAGACAGAAAAAGGAUUAUAUGCUGAGGGUAAAGCACAAGUACAGAGGGUUGCAGAUAGUGCAGAAGUCUUUAAAAACAAUUAUUUUAACCCAACUUCCAGGGAGACUGAAUUUCUUCUGCCAGUCAGUAACACCAUCAACCUGGGAGUUGCCCCUGACCCCUCCAGUCUUAGCUCCUGCUCCUGUAACAAAAUACCACAAACUGGUUAGCUUAUAGAGAACAGAUGUUUAUUUCUUACAGUUCAGGAGUCUGGAAGUCCAAGAUCAUGGUGCCAUCAUGGCCGAGUUCUGGUGAGGGCCCUCUUCUGGGAUGCAGCGGCCAGCUUCUCAUGUUCUCACAGUGGGUGGAGGGUAAGCUUGCUCUCUGGCCUCCUCUUAAAAAGGCACUAAUCCCAUUCAUGAGGGCUCCACCUUCAUGACCUAAUUACCUCCCAAAGAUGCCAUCUCCAAACACCAUCAUUCUGGGGAUUCCAUUUCAACAUGAUUUGGGGGAUACAUCAGACCAUAACACUUUUCUUUUUCUCAACCUUCACAUCCAGUUGGUUCUCAAGCCCUGGCGAUUUUACGCGCUAGAUAGGUCUUAAGUUCAUCUCUACGCCUGCCCUGGUUAAGGUUCUCAUCAUUUCUCCUCUGGAUUCAUCUGCAACACAGGCUGCCGGGUUGGUUCCCACCUCCUAGAGCUGGAAGAGUGGGCUCUCUGAUUCUUUACACCCCCGCCUCAAUCCUCCUGCUGCCUGAAUAACCAUCUCCCCGUGACCUAGGAUAUAUCCCAGCCCCUUAGAGGCAUGCAAAGCCUUCCAUGUCUGACCCUGCCUCAUGUCUUGGAAGCCCUAGACUGCUGCUGUACCCUGAAGGAGGUACCUGCUCACAUUGGCCCCUCUGUCUGGAAUAACCCCACCCCGGUUCCACCCAAGUCAGGAAAGCUUCCCAACCCCUCCCUCCCACCACCCCAAAGCUAAGUGAAGUGACCCCUCUUCUUGCCUCUGUAACACCGCCAUGCACAUUUCAUACAGCCCUUGCUGAAACUUCAUCUAGUUCUCUGUUAGACUUAACAUUCCCUAAGGGCAGGUUUGGAACCUUACUCAUCUUUAUAUGGCGUCUAAAAUAGUGCUUGCUUUAUGAUAGGUGCUCAGUAAAGGUUGUCUUGAAUUGAGCAGAUCCUCUAGGGACAGGAGUUGGAUGGAGAGCAGACUGUAAAGCCUCAUGAGGGCAGGGGCCCUGCCUCUUCCUGAGCUCAGGAUACCCAGAGCCUAGCUCAGUGCCUGCCAUGAAAUUGUUCACUCCAUCAAGCCUUGUUAAAUGAGUUCGGGGCGGGGGGAGCAUGAUGGUUUUCUCUCUCUCAGAAAGAAAGCGCUGUAUCAAAGCCCUAGCACCCUCUCUACACCCACCUUCAGUAUUUCAUAUUAGAUGCGGCCCAAGUGAUACUUUCUUUACCGUCCCGUGAAGACAGCAUAUUGGCAGCCCUGCAAAAACAAAACAAAACAAAACCCUCAGUUCAUGGCAUACUUGCUAUAAAUCAGCUAUGUGUAUUGUCAAAUUGUAGAACUGAAAGUAUAUUCUGAUUCGGUGUGUGUAUAAGGAAAUAUACACCAGUAUAUGCAUUAAAACGUCAAGAAGAGCUGGGCACAGUGUCACAUGCCUGUAAACCCAGCUAUUCAGGAGGCUGAGGUGGGAGGAUCGGUUGAGGCCAGGAGUUUGAGGCUGCAGUGAGCUAUGAUUGCACAGCUGCACUCCAGCCUGUGCUGAGACCUCAUCUCUUAAAAAAUAAAAAAUAAAAAGUCUAAGAGGAUACACAGAAAUUUUUAAGUGGUUACCUCCACGGAAUGGGAUUAGGGGAUCAGAGGUGAGGGAACUCAUGGUUUGGCUAUUUCUCGUUCUUUCUGCACUGUUUCAAAUUUUUACAAGUGUAUGUUAUUGUACUUUUAAAAAGAUUAGCUUGGCAACAAGUCUAGCCUGAAAUGGGUGCUAUUUUGACUAGUCUGAGUGAAAAGUGAGGAUUUAAAUGAAGUAACCCCUAAACUCAGCCAGUCCCAUGUUUUUUUAACACUUGGAAUAUCUAAUUCCAUUUACACUGCAUUCUUCAAAUGUAAUUUUCAAAGAUGCCUUUUGCCUCAUCCCUUGCUUUUAAGUAUUAUUAUAGACUUUUGGAGACUCACGAAACAAGCAAUCCCUAAAUUCUCGCCCAGGAAAGUAUCUUGGAUUAAAUGGUUUUUGAGAACCUUGAGAGUGUAUAUUCUAUGAAAUGGAAGAAACAAGAACUAGACAGAGUCACAAAUGCUGUUGAUCACAGACAAUCUCUGCCAUCCAUAAGGUAAAUGUAAUACAUCUGGCGACCUGCUGAGUGUGAACUUGCAGCAGGUGAGGAAGGAACUCUGAACUCUCACAAUCUUGUUUCUUCAUUUCCCAGAGAGAAACUCGGCAAAGAGAAAAAGGACAUUUCCCUCCAGGUUAUCUGAAAGAAUUUCAAUGCUUACCUUUAAUCAUGUGACAUUGUUUAUCUUGGAUUAAAAGAAAAGAAAAUGUAUUUAUUUUGUGCAUAUUUUCAAUAAAAUAUAUAAAAUCGAGUUGGUAUAUAGUGCCAAAUACCAUUAAUUAAAAAUAUUUUAACCUGA